Molecule: messenger RNA, 3095 nt
Organism: Onychostoma macrolepis
Lineage: Eukaryota; Metazoa; Chordata; Actinopteri; Cypriniformes; Cyprinidae
Exons: 4
Coding region: 140-2365 (741 amino acids)
Biological process (GO): regulation of transcription by RNA polymerase II
Cellular component (GO): nucleus
Molecular function (GO): DNA-binding transcription factor activity, RNA polymerase II-specific; RNA polymerase II transcription regulatory region sequence-specific DNA binding; metal ion binding
Source: RefSeq, a predicted model, not a curated record
GGUGCUAGUGCUCCUAAUUGAUUAUCUGUCAGUUUAACUCAUUGAGUAAACAAGAGAGGAAGAACAGUCACAUUUUACCAAUUUACAAAACAGCUACUUGAUAAAACAUGAUUGAUCAUCUGUUAACAUCUGUGACAACAUGGCUGCCACCUUGCCCCUUCCUGUCACAGCUUCUGUCUGCUAUCUCUGCACUUCAUAUUUAAAAGAGUCUGUUGUUCUAAGAUGUUACCACAGCUUGUGCAAAAACUGUCUACAAAGCUACUGGGAGCUCAACAAGUCCCUGGAGUGUCCUGUUUGUUUGAGGGAGACACACUGUUCUGUUCUUCUACACCGUUUAAGUAUUUCUCGCUUCACCUCGGAGGGUAGAUCCUCUCCAGACAGCAACUUCAAACCAUUCCAUGUGGGGAAUGCAGAAAGUGAAAUGCAGUCAGUAGAGGACGACUUAGUGGCAAUGAGCACUAUUGACAGCAUUAAGACAGAAGAGGACAUCAGUGCCAUGGUGCAGAUGUUGAUGGAGGUCAAAUAUGAACCAACUGAAAAAAACAUAACAGCAAACAUAGAAGAAAACCUUAUAUAUGGACAUACAAUGGAGGACAUUGCCUCUGUGAAAAGGGAGCAGGCCAAUGAAACCAGGGAUGAGGAAGUAGAUACAGACGUGAUGCUACAUGACACAGUUUCUGCACCCAGUUCCAUCUUAAAGGAACCCAAUGAAUCUAGAGAGAAUUCUCAACCACCACCCACUACUUGUAAAUCAUUAAGGUCCAACCUUUGUCCAAAAUGCGGCAAGAGUUUCAAAAGAAAGUCCGAGCUCAGAGCCCAUGAGAAGGUGCACUCCUUGAAGAAGCCACACCAGUGCUCCACCUGCGGAAAGAGUUAUGUCGACAAACAUGAGCUCUCCAUGCACAUGCGGCUACACACUGGUGAGAAGCUGUUGGACUGUUCUUAUUGCACGAAGAAGUUCAUCAGGGAGAGUGGACUGAAGUCCCACUUGAGGAGCCACACGGGGGAGAAGCCAUUCUCUUGCUCACAAUGUGGGAAAAGCUUUUCUCGACGAAGUACACUAAAUACUCACUUUCGGUUGCACGUAGGUACCCUGCCCCACCAGUGUGAUCAUUGCGGGAAGUUUUUCAACACAGCGGCGGCUAUGAGAGUCCACAGGGCAACCCAUACCGGAGAAAGGCCCUUUGCGUGCCCGCAAUGUGACAAGAAGUUCAUCAAUAAAUCUGACUUGGAUGUUCACCUGGAUAGUCACGCAGGGAAGAAGCCGUUCAGCUGUUCUGUGUGUGGGAAGAGUUUCUUGAGGAAGCAAGAACUCAAAACUCAUCGAACCAUUCACCAAGACAACCGACCUUUUCAUUGCACAGACUGCGAGAACAGCUUCAAAAGGUUGAGUCACCUCACAUCGCACAUGAAGAUCCAUUCCUCCGAGACCCCUUACAAAUGCACAUACUGCAGCAGAUCCUUCAAGCAUCCCAACAGCCUCAAAAUGCAUGAGCGUCUUCACACCGGAGAGAAACCCUACACUUGUGAACACUGCGGGAAAAGGUUCCCUUCUUCAGGAGAUCGAACUAGACACCUGGCCGUACACUCUGAGGUGAAAUCCUACAAGUGCCCGAAAUGUGACCGGAGCUUUCGCUUCAAGAACAGUAUGAGGUCCCACCAGGUCACACACACUGGAGAAAGACCUUUCCAUUGCAAGAAGUGUGGCAGGAGCUUCGCUAGGCUGGCAAAUCUCAAAGCGCACAAGGUGGUGCACACCGACGAAAGACGUUACAGCUGUUCUCAAUGCGGUCUGGCCUUCAAGUCCUCCUCUACCCUCCGGAGCCACUUCAUAAUCCAUUCCAGCAAGACUCUGUUUGACUGCACCACCUGUGGCAAAACCUUCACUCGUCAAGACACCUUCAAAAGGCAUCAAGACAUUCACGCUGGGAUCAAAGUCCACAAGUGCUCAGAGUGUGGAAAAUGCCUGAGCUCAGCAAGUUGCCUGAAGCUGCACAUGCAGGGUCAUUCCGGGAAGAAGAAGAUGUACAAAUGUGAUGAAUGCGAAAAGAGCUUCAGUUCCACGUCCUACCUCCUGAAGCACCAGAAGAUUACCCACACAGACGAGAAGCCGUAUAUGUGCUUCGAGUGUGGGGAGAGCUUUAAUACGGACGGGAAACUGGUUACUCACCAACUACAGCAUUCAGGACAGAUGGAUCAUGUUUGCUCCCAUUGUGGGAAGAUGUUUGCACGGAAAGAGACACUAAGACGACAUGAGAAGAUGCACUCUGAGAAGAAGCCUCACCAGUGCUCAAAGUGUGGGAAAGGAUUCACGAGGAGCGACCAUCUAAAACAGCAUCAGAGAACCCAUGACAAGAGAAAUUAAAUUGUUUUCAUUUUGUGUUCUGCCAAUUUUUUUCUUUCAUUAGGCAUUGUAGUUUAGUGAAAGGGGUCGCUAUUAAAUUUAUGUAGCCAGUUAAUAUGCACAGCAUUGCUUUAAUUAGCAUUUUCCUUUGCUACUGAAUUAUCUUACUUUUGUUCAGGCAAUUGAGUAAUGAGAUUGAGGAUUGAAGAAUAUUGGCCCCCUCUUGAGUUCAUUUGAAUGGCACUUUAUACUAUUUAUCGCUCCACCAGAUGGCAGUCUAUGCUUUGAUACAGAAUUCAAUGACUUGUGAUACUAAAAAGGUGCCUGAAAACUCAACGUUGCAGAACCUUCUCUAAACUCAUGAAAAAUUAAAGCAUUUCAAUGUGAUGCUAAAGAUAAGAGAAAAAUAUUGUGCUUUUGUUUCAGUGUCUCAAGAAUAUUAUGGAUGUUAUGUUAUGUCAUUAAAGACAUUUAUACACUGAUGUGAUGUGUUUCUUAUAUAAAACCUUCAAUAUCUCAGAAAUGACAGUCCACUUUUAAACCAACCCCUCGUGUGUUUCGGUUGCCACUUUCUGAUAGUCUGAGUCUGAUAAAUACAUAAUGGCAGUUAAAUACAUAAAAACAGUCCUCAUGUCUCAAAAUAAAAUUGGAUUCUGAUGCAAAUGGCAUGUAUCAGCCAGAGGCGAGGACCAGCUCUGGGAUUUAAAUAUACUAACACUUUAUCUGAAACUGCUGUCUUUGCAUUAACCCG